This is a messenger RNA of Bufo gargarizans (Asiatic toad), 926 nucleotides long. It is a transcript of the gene CMTM8, whose product is annotated as CKLF like MARVEL transmembrane domain containing 8. Gene Ontology annotation, biological process: myelination. Gene Ontology annotation, molecular function: structural constituent of myelin sheath. Gene Ontology annotation, cellular component: membrane. NCBI's taxonomy places the organism in Eukaryota, Metazoa, Chordata, Amphibia, Anura, Bufonidae. The transcript is spliced from 4 exons. The record is from RefSeq and is a predicted model, not a curated record. The coding region runs from base 124 to 639 and encodes 171 amino acids.
GCUCUGGUACCAUUACCCUGGGCAGGAAGCCUCAGCCCCCUCUAGUCAUUGCUGUGCCCUCAGGGUCAGGGAGGAGGGGGGGAUGUGAGGAACUUUUCUAACUCCUGGACUUCUGUAGGAGACAUGGAAGACGGAAGAGCCAGGUCUGGCACCGUGACCACCACCAGCAGCUCCUACAGUGAGGCUUUCUCCAGCGGCACCACCAGCCUGUCCUAUGACUGGGGCUUCCUCAGGAGCGCGCCUGGAGCUCUGCUGCUGGCAGAAACGGUGUUUGGAUUACUUGUCUGGGCUCUAAUAGCAGGCUCUGAAUAUUUCCAUUUUCCCGCUUUUGGCUGGGUGAUGUUUGUAGCUGUAUUUUACUGGGUCAUCACUGUGUUCCUUUUCAUUAUUUAUAUUACAAGAGCACAUACCAAAAUCUCUAAAGUGCCAUGGACGUUAGUAAGUCUGUGCUUUAAUGGAAGUGCAUCUGUUUUAUACCUCAUUGCUGCUAUAGUGGAUGCAGCUUCCGUCACCAAAGAACCUAAAAUGCAUCACAACUACAAUAGUUGGACAGCAUCUGCGUUCUUUGCAUUCUUGGUCACGAUAUGCUAUGCCACAAGCACCUAUUUCAGUUUUCGGUCGUGGAGGACAAGUAGUUAAUACAAAGCCUUGUCAAAUUCUACAUAUUACAGAAAGCCGAGACCGUGCAAGCUGCACUUUAAAAUCAUUUCAGCUCCGUAAUAUUUUGUGUUUUAGAUUUACAGUGUAGUUAUUAAUAUACAGAGGAUGGAAUUUGAGUGCCUAACGAUUUGUAAUGCCUAUUCCCUAAACCCAGAGUGUCUGUAGGAUGGAUGUGUGUUUUAAGUUCUGUACUUUAUCACCUGAGGUGAAAAAUUACUUAACCCAAAAUAUAUAUAUUGUGCCACAAAAAGCUGUAAUAAAAGAAC